Aspergillus fischeri NRRL 181 is the source of this 1584-nucleotide messenger RNA. Its product is annotated as carboxylesterase family protein. NCBI's taxonomy places the organism in Eukaryota, Fungi, Ascomycota, Eurotiomycetes, Eurotiales, Aspergillaceae. The record is from RefSeq and is a predicted model, not a curated record. Bases 1 to 1584 code for a protein of 527 amino acids. The transcript is spliced from 6 exons.
AUGAAGUCAAUCCUUUGUUUAACAGCUCUCAGCAUACUUGCCGCUACUCUCCAGGCUCUGCCAGAUAUUGUUGCAAGAACCCAACAAGGCAUAUUUUAUGGUGUCACAGUCCAUGACAAAGUAGAUGCCUAUCUUGGGAUUCCAUAUGCCAAACCUCCCGUCGGCGACCUUCGAUUCCGCCCUCCACAGCCUCUUGACAUCGGUGACGAACAUAUAAUCCGCGAUGCAACUCAAUUUGGUUCUGUGUGCUACCAGUUUCGGUAUAAGACCGUGUUGGGAGACAAUCUGGCACCAACUACCCCCGAAUCAGAAGACUGCUUGUCACUGAACAUCUUCACGCCACGAGGACGUCCAAAAUCCAAAUUGCUGCCAGUUUUGGUCUGGUUAUACGGGGGUGCUUUCAAUGAGGGAGGGGCCAGUGUUCCAUUAUUUAACCCUACGGGCCUCGUCGCGAACCAGCCCGAUAUCAUCGUUGUUACUUUGAAUUACCGUCUCAACGUGUUCGGAUUUCCCAACUCUCCCGCGAUUCCAAUCGACCAGCAGAACCUUGGUAUUCGAGACCAGCGAGCCGCAUUGGAGUGGCUGCGCGAGAACCUCGCAACAUUCGGUGGCGAUCCAGCCAGAAUCACACUUGGCGGCCAAUCUGCAGGUGCGGACUCAGCUGCGCUGCUAACCUAUGCAUUCAAGGAUGACCCGAUCGUGCAAGGUCUGAUCCUGCAGAGCGGGAUUCCAGAAUAUGUCGGACCCCAGGAUGAUUUUGUGUUCAUUAAGGCAGCAGAGAGAGUCGGAUGCAGAAAUGCUGCGAACAGAACUAGUGAGCUAAAUUGCAUGAAAUCUGUCCCUGCGUCAAUUCUGCACAGAGCGCUUUCCAACCUUACCGUGAACCCGUUCGGUACGACUGGAGGAGCCCCGAUGAUUGAUAAUAUCACCUUUUUUUCCGCCGAGGAAUAUCGCCGCCUUGGCUCGGUUGGCUCGUUCGCCAAUGUGCCUGUCCUGAUGGGCAUUACGAACAACGAAGGUGACGGGGCUCUGAACUGGUCUGAAAAAGGCGUCAAUAAGACCCUUUCGGACAUCCUCACAACCACAUAUUUCAAUUGUCCCAUGUCUCAAGAAGCCUUUUUCCGUACGAAGCAUCAGGUUCCAGUGUGGCGGUAUCGCUAUAUGGGAGUCUUCCCAACAGUGACAUUCUUCUCAUGGCUAGGAUCUUACCAUCAAGCGGACAUUGCACUCGCAUUAGGGUCAUACAGGCAUCUCAAGCCUCACAAAAAACCGCAGUGGUACGAACUGGCCGCCAGCGAUUACCUCCAAGAAGCGUGGGCGGCAUUCAUCAAGUCUCCGAGGGAUGGAUUGGCAAGGAAGAUGGGUUGGCCGAUGUACAACCCGAAUGGUAUAGUCCCUAUCCUUUGUUGUCUCUCUCUAGCCCAGUUUCCGUAUGCUGAAGACCACUCUGUAGGCACAACGCUGGUCGAACUCUUCGCUAAUAACACCCCGACUGCCCGUCUCCGAGACCCGGCUGAUUUUGAUGCUAUUUGCUCUCAUCCACCUCCAAUUCCGUCCGACAUCUGGUCCCAAAGCCCUCCUUGA